Molecule: messenger RNA, 1596 nt
Organism: Sorghum bicolor (sorghum)
Lineage: Eukaryota; Viridiplantae; Streptophyta; Magnoliopsida; Poales; Poaceae
Product: homeobox protein knotted-1-like 7
Exons: 5
Coding region: 212-1324 (370 amino acids)
Biological process (GO): regulation of DNA-templated transcription
Cellular component (GO): nucleus
Molecular function (GO): DNA-binding transcription factor activity, RNA polymerase II-specific; DNA binding
Source: RefSeq, a predicted model, not a curated record
CACGGCCACAGUGUGGACCUAUGUGUUGCUUUCCGUCUCCACUGUUCCUGUUCCCCCUCCUAUUAUUUAUCCCCAAAUUCCUCUUUACUAUACUGUAGUACUGCAAAAGAUCUCAAAGCCGAAGCAAACAACAAAUCUCUCAUGCUUAUUAGCCCUAGCUAGCCUCUUGGUCUUCGUUACCCAGACUGACCAAAGAAACCUAGCUAAUGAGAUGGAGGAUCUCUCGGAUCUUGGAGGUCGCGGCCACCUUGGUGCUGCCACCAGCAGGCGGCCCGCGCCGCCAUCAUUGCCGUCGUCCUCUUCUUCUAAGGUCUCGGUGCAAGUCUACACCGUCCCAAGCAGCUCAGCUGCCGGCGGUGGCGGUGAAGCAGCCGCCCGAGCUCAAGGCGGUGUUGCACCACUGAUCCAUGCGUCGUCUAGCGUCGGUGGCCAUGGCGGCCGCGUUGCUGAUCUUCUAGAUCCCAUCAAGGCCAAGAUCGUCUCCCACCCUCGCUACCACCGCCUGCUCGCCGCCUUCUUGGACUGCCACAAGGUCGGCUGCCCGCCGGAAGCGGCCGAGGAGAUCGCGGCGGCGGCGAGGGAGCGCGAGGCGUGGCAGCGCGCAGCCGUGGGCGACGCGCACAAUACAAGGCCGGACCCGGAGCUCGACCAGUUCAUGGAGUCCUACAGCGAGCUGCUCGUGGCGUGGAAGGAGGAGCUGACCCGGCCGCUCCGGGAGGCCAAGGAGUUCCUGACGACGGUGGAGUUGCAGCUUAACUCCAUUACCAACACCGGGCCACCCAUGGGAGCUCUCAUCUCUUCAGCUGCAGAUAACACUGGACUCGACAUGUCCGACGAUGACCAAGAAGAAGGCAGCGGCGGCAUGGAGGCAGAAGCAGCCCUGGGGAUCGACCCUUGCUCCGAUGACAAGGAGCUCAAGAAGCAGCUCCUCAGGAAAUACAGCGGGUGUUUGGGCAACCUGAGAAAGGAGCUGUGCAAGAAGAGGAAGAAAGGCAAGCUCCCCAAGGAGGCCCGUCAGAAGCUGCUCAGCUGGUGGGAGCUGCACUAUCGAUGGCCCUACCCCUCGGAGAUGGAGAAGAUCGCACUGGCGGAGUCGACGGGGCUGGAGCAGAAGCAGAUCAACAACUGGUUCAUCAACCAGCGGAAGAGGCACUGGAAGCCGUCGGAGGAGAUGCAGUUCGCCGUCAUGGAUGGGUUCCACCCAGGGGCGCCGCCGAACGCCGCCGCGUUCUACGUCGACGCACGCCUCGUGGGAGCAACGCCGGCGAUGUUCUAUGCCCGGCCGGAGCAUGGGGCUCAUCAUGGCCUCUGGCACAAUAAUUGAUUAUUAAGCCAUGCUACCAUGCAGUAGUAUUGCAGUGUGCGCCUGCAACCUGCAUGCCGCAUCUUAGCCUAAAUAUGAAGGAUAUGCGACUGAACUGAAGAUCAAGGAAGACACACACUUGCUACUGCAAUGCAUUAAAUACUGUACCGCCGUUGCACCAAGAAACUUUACAUGUGAACAUGUCAUGGACACCAAACAGUGUACCUCCUUAGUGUUACAGGUUUGCAGCAUUUUGCAUAUAUAUAAUGCAUGCUCGUUAAGUUAAUUUUUGA